AUGAAUUAAGGCGAAUUACAUAAGACAAUAUUGAAAAGUAAAUAGAAGAUAACUUCUCAAACUUCAUUUGACUUGUCCUAUCAUUAUUCGUAUAGAUAAAACAGAAAAGAAUAGUUUAAUAGAUUUAGUAUAUAUGCUUAAAUAGCUACUGAAUUUAUAUUGAAUUUAAUUUUGGCUAUCGAAUCAAUGAUAAAGGUUUAAUUGGAUUACACUGGAAUGUAAGGCUUACAAAAUAUUGAAAAACCAUUUUUAUAAAUAGAUCUUAGUAAAUUACAAGAAGUAAGUUUUAUAAGUCUUUCUGAGUCUCUUGACAUUUUUUCUAAAUUAAGCAACUUAAAAUUAAAUUUAGAUGGUGAAAUGAUUAAGGUCAGGCACAUACCAAAAUAAUCAAAGUAUUUGAAGAAAUUAAAAAAUAUUAGACUUAACAUUUGA
This is a messenger RNA of Tetrahymena thermophila SB210, 432 nucleotides long. RefSeq names its product transmembrane protein, putative. NCBI's taxonomy places the organism in Eukaryota, Ciliophora, Oligohymenophorea, Hymenostomatida, Tetrahymenidae. The record is from RefSeq and is a predicted model, not a curated record. The transcript is spliced from 2 exons.